AUGCCCACAGCUAUGCCGUCACUCCCCCAGGAUCUACUAGAUGGAAUAUCGGGAGCCCUUGCAGCAGAAGGAAAUGUCCUACAAAUGGUUCUCGUGACCUUCAUCGCAUUAUCAUGCUACAACAUCGCCGAGCUAGUCGUCCUAGUGACAGCAACCUUCCGCCGUUGGCGCGGUCUAUAUUUCUGGUCGUUAUUGACAUCAGGCUGUCUUGGCGUGAUACCAUACACGAUUGGAUUUAUGAUGAAAUUUUUCACACGAGCCGACUCUGUGCUAUCCGUUACUGUCCUCACAGUUGGGUGGUGGACGAUGGUGACCGGCCAAUCAGUGGUAUUAUAUUCGCGACUCCACCUCGUUCUCCGGGAUGAGAAGACCUUGACCUGGGUCUUACGAAUGAUUGUGCUUAACUUCUUCCUCUUGGAAGUCCCCACUACCAUCCUGACCUAUGGAGCUAAUGUCAUCCAUACGGGUAGCCUGGCCUGGGUAUGGGGAUACAAUGUUAUGGAGAAGGUCCAGUUGACCGGAUUCACUAUCCAGGAGAGUCUUAUAUCUACGCUCUACGUCAUCCAUACUGUCAAACUACUCCGUCUUGGUGCGGAUGCGACCAGUCGUUCCAACUCGCGGACGAUCAUGUACCAUGUUAUCGGGAUAAAUUGUACUAUCAUGGCAAUGGACUUAUUAUUGUUGAGUUUGGAAUAUGCGAAUCAAUAUGCCGUCCAGAUCGUGUUGAAGGGGUUUAUAUACUCCAUCAAGCUGAAGUUGGAGUUCGCCGUGCUGGGUCGGUUGGUCGACAUAAUCCAGGGAUCGAGGCAUCCUAUCUCGGUUGCUGUCGCUGACACACUGCCUCUUUGUUCAUUUCCCCGUUUGCCCGAGUCUUCGAGUAGUUCAGAGCAGACCGAUCCGGAGCCGGAAUCUGAGCCUGAACCGAAGGAUGUUAUUGCUUCGCCGGACGGGGAUGUGGUUGAGACGAGGGAUUUUGUCGAAUCGAGGCAGUCACGGAGACCGGUUUCAUGGCCAUGUAUUGAGUAA
Penicillium pulvis is the source of this 1026-nucleotide messenger RNA. RefSeq lists its product as uncharacterized. The record is from RefSeq and is a predicted model, not a curated record. The transcript has a single exon. Lineage: Eukaryota; Fungi; Ascomycota; Eurotiomycetes; Eurotiales; Aspergillaceae. Bases 1 to 1026 code for a protein of 341 amino acids.